AUGCAUCCCCGGAGGAUUCCAUUUCAUUUCCAUAUUUCCAUGCUGUUGUUAUUUUUAAUUUCUCUUUUCUCGAUUAUCAGUAAUGCGAAAUCUAAAGGAGAUGUAACAUCUUCUCCUAGUCCUAAUAGAUCUAACUACGACCUGGAUCUGGUCGACUUUCUGCACGUGAAAACAUCGGAACAUGAUAACGUAUUCAAAGGGGCAAUUCAGCUAUUAGAAUCCAUGCAAUCAUCCCCUUCCUGCAACCGGAUUGCAGCAUCUAAACUUCUCGCAUCGUGCAAAUCUAUUGAGAAAAGCGCUUCAAAUGAGAGGCAGCCUACACUCACAUCAUUAGACCGCGUGAAAUCCGUAUACGCAGCUAGGCUUGCUCUCUGCGAAAUCGCCGAGGCAGGAGCCGCUAUUCCCUCAUCAUGUUCACCGUUAUAUAUCUCUUCGUCUCCCAAGAAGGCUGUGUCAGGAUCGAUAUUUGGCCAGCAGUGGGCUACGCCCGAUCAGUUAAAUCCGAGUUCAAUGGAAUCGUUGGACUUAUGUCUCCAUGCACUGGAAUCGCGACCGCAAUGGUGGACCAGCUACAGUAAUAGCAGACAGAACGCUGUGAUGAUAUGCCAAGCAGCGAGAUUUGACAUCGAGAAAGAAGAAGUGCUGGAACUACAUAGAAGGAUAACAGAGAAUACUCUACGGUUAAACAAUGGGUUACAGGACGCUAUUCAAAAUGCAGCCGCCAUGUCUGCUCAGCAUAGAGCUUUCAUCCUCGCAACAGAAUCAAUGCAGAGAGAUCUUCUUCGCGAUAUAGAGGAAGCUGGAGCUUCAACUCUAAGUAUAUUUCCUAGACUCAUCAAUGGGAUCGAAGCCGCGGUAGGUUCGACUAUAACACGCAUUAUAUCAUCACUCGGAGGUGUGGAAAAGGACACAGCCAACUUGCAAAAGGAUGUCCGGGACACUACUCAACAAGUCAGCCAUCUACGAGAUGGUCUCCGCGUCACUUAUGAGGAAGCUAUAGCGAAAAGUGCUCAACUUGCUCGAUCACAUCAAAUGAAUGCAGAAUCGAAUCAAGAACUCGCGGUAUCUAUUCAGACUUCGCUAAAGUCUCUGUUGACUGAGGAUGUGGUAAAGUUGUCGGAAAGUCUAGAAGGCUUUGGAGGUUCUAUGCAAUGGCUUACGGAAGCUCUCUCUUUGAUCUACCAGCAGGAGGAGUUGAUCCUUGAGCGACUUCAAAACUUUCAAGAAUCACUGGCGGAAUCUGAAAUCAAGUCCGAAAAUCUACGCAAAAGCCAGGAAUUGCAGGCAGAAUCUCUCAAAGACCAGACUAAAGCACAGGAAACACUCGGUGAAAAUGUUCGAAUCGCACAAGCCUUGCUUGAUCGGGUCGUAACCACCGCUGCAAACCUUCAGGCUACUGUCGAAGAAACAGCGACUGGGUUUCAGGGCCUCCCUAGUUUUCCCGGCAUGGUUGGAGUUUAUUUUCCGUGGACUCUAUGUUCACUUCUUGCUUCUGUGGUCGCUGCGCAGCAUCCUAGAAUCAUUGCUGGUCUUCUCUUCCUCUCUUACGGGAAGUACAACCCGACCUCACUCUCUCAGAAAACUGGGCUAACUAUUCAGGCAGGCGCUUUCUAUAUCUUCAGAUUCAUCAACUAG
Messenger RNA from Paecilomyces variotii, 1635 nucleotides. RefSeq lists its product as hypothetical. The coding region runs from base 1 to 1635 and encodes 544 amino acids. Gene Ontology annotation, biological process: nuclear membrane fusion involved in karyogamy; karyogamy involved in conjugation with cellular fusion. Gene Ontology annotation, cellular component: endoplasmic reticulum membrane. The transcript is spliced from 5 exons. NCBI's taxonomy places the organism in Eukaryota, Fungi, Ascomycota, Eurotiomycetes, Eurotiales, Thermoascaceae. The record is from RefSeq and is a predicted model, not a curated record.